AUGCUCUUUGUCAACUGUGUCACUUAUUGUUCAGGGAAAGAAAUACUGGCUGCAGGUACCAGCUGUGGUCGCAUAGCAAUGUGGAAAAUGGUGUUUCAGUCAGGCAGCACCAAGUCAGACACUAAAAUCCAGUGGAAGUUACAAGCUCCUACUGAAAUACAAGGCAAUGUCACACAACUAGAGUGGAAUCCCAACUUAAAUCUUUUAGCUGCUAACAAUUCCUACACUGCCCUGACCCUGUCUGAACAUGUUCUGUCAGCCCACUUCAACCAGCAGGUGGCAGCCGUUCAGGUUUCACCGACUCAGCUCAGUGUCUCUCGGUUCUCCAGAGAGAUGCACUUGGCUCUGCAGUCAGACUCACAUAUCAAGGGUGUCUGUGGUACAAAGGAGUCAUUGAUAGUCUGGAGUGGCAAGCAGAUUACUGUUUAUGACAUUUCAGAAACAGCCUUACGCACUUCUGGGUCAUUUACUUGUGACUCCCAUGUAGUAGCCGUACAUGGAGAGAAUCUAUACACUGUAGAACCCAGUAGAGUCCAGAUCCGUACACCCCAGGGCACGGUGAAGCAAUUACUAACAUUUUCAAAAACCGAAGGAAACCCAGUACUGCUCAGUGUGUGCCAGUCAUAUCUAAUAGUUGGCACAGACACUGCUCACAUAAGAGUGUUUGAUCUCUCCCGGAGAGAUGCCAGAGCUCAUUCAAGUGCCAAGAACCUGGCUGAGUUUAUUCCCAAUCUGGGAGACUUGAGUUCAGUUAAGUGUAACGCAAAUGGCAGCCAAGUCAGCAUCCUUAUUACACGGGAAAACGGAAAGCCAGACCACAAAGUCUACUUUUACGAUGUUGAGAUGGACACCAUUACACACUUUGACUUCUUUAGUGGAAGACCCUCAAGUGGUAUCACACCAUCUGAAGAUGGUGACAGGCAUCAGUUAGAAGGGACAGAGCUCAGUGGCCGCUGUCCCAUUUCUCAUUUCUGGGAUGAAAGUGAGCCUCGUCUUUUCGUUUGUGAGACUGUGCCGGUCAGCUCUGAGAGUUCAUCACCUGUUCCUGUCGAUGGGGCUGAUGUUUCCGUGGUGACACUGUUCUGCACUCAGGAACAUGGCCUUCUAUUACACGACUGCUACCUCAAACCAGCGGUUCUGCAGUCUCUCCUUGCAAUGGAUGUGCCGUAUUAUUACUUCAUCUGCAAGCCUGGGGAGAGGGAUCCAUCAUGCCAAUCUGAAGCCAUAUCUCCACACCUUCACCUGUCUCCCAAAAGUCCCAUUGCUCCAAAGAUGGUGUCAAGACGAGCACUUCGAGACUUUGUGGGGCUGGAGAACUGUGAGAAAACUACCCGAGACGCUAUGUUAAAUUUCAGCUUUUACUUGACCAUUGGGGAUAUGGAUGAAGCCUUUAAGUCUAUCAAACUAAUUAAAAGUGCAGCAGUAUGGGAAAACAUGGCGCGGAUGUGUGUAAAAACCCGGCGCUUGGAUGUGGCACGGGUUUGCCUCGGGAAUAUGGGAAAUCCCAGAGCAGCGAAAGCUUUGAAGGAGGCUGAGGUCGAGCCAGAGGCUGAAGCACAAGUUGCAAUGUUAGCCAUUCAGCUUGGCAUGUUGGAAGACGCUGAGAAGUUGUACAAGUCCUGUCAGCGAUAUGACCUGCUCAACAACUUCUACCAGGCCUCAGGAGACUGGCUGAAAGCUCUGGAACUAGCAGAAACGCAUGAUCGCAUCCACCUGCGUACCACCUACUACAACUAUGCAAAAUACCUGGAAAGUUUAGGGAAGAAAGCACAGGCCAUCACAUUCUUUGAGAAAUCCGAGAGCCACAGGGUUGAAGUACCAAGAAUGCUUCAAGACGACACAUCCUCUCUAGAAAUAUAUGUGAACAAAAUGAGAGACAAGAAUGUGUACAAAUGGUGGGCACAGUAUCUUGAGAGCCAGUCGGACAUGGAUGCAGCACUACGCUACUAUGAGUUGGCUCAGGAUUACCUCUCUCUUGUUCGAGUUUUCUGCUACAUGGGAAAUAUUCAGAAAGCGUCUGAGAUUGCCAACGACACAGGGGAUAGGGCAGCAUCCUACCACCUGGCCCGGCACUAUGAGGGACAUGACGAUAUCAAACAGGCUGUUCACUUCUACACACGAGCUCAGGCGUACAACAAUGCCAUACGGCUUUGUAAGGAGAACAGUCUGGACGACCAGCUGAUGAACCUAGCUCUCCUCAGUAACCCAGAGGAUAUGAUGGAGGCUGCCCGUUACUAUGAGGAGAAAGGGACACAUAUGGACCGAGCAGUGGCUCUUUACCACAAGGCUGGUUAUGUGUCAAAAGCCCUGGAGCUGGCCUUUGCCACAGAACAGUUCUCUGCUCUGCAGCUCAUUGCAGAGGGUCUGAAAGAGGGCUCAGACCCCGCGCUGCUGGCACGCUGCUCUGACUUCUUUAUUACACAUGCCCAUUAUGAAAAGGCUGUGGAGCUAUUGGUAGCAGCUAAGAAGUAUCAGGAGGCACUGGAGCUGUGUGUGAGCCAGAACCUGGACGUCUCAGAGGAGCUAGCAGAGAAGAUGACUGUGACCGAGUCAAAAGACAUGUCUGAGGAGGCCAGGAAGGAGCUGCUGGAGAGGAUAGCAGACUGCUGUAUGCGACAGGGCAACUACCACCUAGCAACCAAAAAGUACACGCAAGCAGGGAAUAAGCUAAAGGCUAUGAGGGCUCUUCUCAAAUCUGGUGACACAGAGAAAAUCGUAUUCUUUGCCAAUGUUUGUCGUCAAAAAGACCUUUUUAUUUUGGCCGCAAACUAUCUUCAGUCUCUGGACUGGCGCACAGAUCCGGAAAUUCUCAAAACUAUCAUUGGUUUCUACACUAAAGGCAGAGCGCCAGAGCUGUUAGCGGGCUUCUAUGAAGCCUGUGCACAGGUGGAAAUAGACGAUUACCAAAACUAUGAAAAAGCACUUGAUGCUCUGACUGAGGCCUAUAAGUGCCUUUCAAAAGCGAAGGAUACUUCUGGGAAACAGGAAGUCAAACUGUCAAACAUGCAACACAAAAUCACUUUAAUCAAGAAGUUUGUCCAUGUGCGCAGGUUGUAUGUGGAGAACGCUGCAGAGGCUGUGCGUGUUUGUGAAGCCCUGUUAGAAGAGCCGGACUUAGACCCAGCUGUCAGAGUGGGGGAUGCUUUUGGUUUCUUGGUGGAUCACUACUGUCAGCAGGGCCAGUACCAAGUGGGAUACCGCAGGUUAGAAGAGUUACAAAAACUGUUGCCGUCCCAAAACCUGCGGUACUACAUCAACCCAACCAGUCUGGAGGCCCUGCAGAGAGAGAUGGGCGUGAUCCUAGACCACUCAGAACAGAAAGUGAUCAUGAAAGAUGACGACGAGGUCAUGGAAGAGUUAAAUGAAUCUCACUCAUGA
Boleophthalmus pectinirostris (great blue-spotted mudskipper) is the source of this 3378-nucleotide messenger RNA. Its product is annotated as intraflagellar transport protein 140 homolog. Gene Ontology annotation, molecular function: protein binding. Lineage: Eukaryota; Metazoa; Chordata; Actinopteri; Gobiiformes; Gobiidae. Gene Ontology annotation, biological process: intraciliary retrograde transport. Gene Ontology annotation, cellular component: axoneme; intraciliary transport particle A; ciliary basal body. The record is from RefSeq and is a predicted model, not a curated record.